CGUCUCCGCCAGGCGAGGGCCGCGGCGCAGUUGCCGGGAACCUCUCCGGGGCGGCGGCGGCGUUUCCGGGGAGCCGGUUGGCGGGCGGACCCGGCUCCUGUGCGGGGCGGAAGUGGGCGGCUGCGGUCCGAGGGGAUCCGCGCUGCGGGCGGAAUCUGGCCGAGCUGGAGGGCGCCGGGGAGCGGAGCUCGGGCGGCCCCCGAGGCCCGGGCGAGCGGACAGCUGCGGGGCCUGCGGCGAGCGCGGCGGUGCCCGGGGAGCGCGGAGGAGAUGGGGCGCCGAGCCGGAUUGGGGCCGGGGCGUCGGCCAUGUUCGCGGGGCUGCAGGACCUGGGCGUGGCCAACGGCGAGGACCUGAAGGAGACGCUGACCAACUGCACCGAGCCGCUCAAAGCCAUCGAGCAGUUCCAGACAGAAAAUGGCGUGCUGCUGCCCUCCCUGCAGUCGGCCUUGCCCUUCUUGGACCUGCAUGGGACGCCCCGACUGGAAUUCCACCAGUCAGUGUUUGAUGAGCUUCGGGACAAGCUGCUGGAGCGCGUGUCAGCCAUUGCCACAGAGGGGAAGGCCGAGGAGAGGUACAAGAAACUCGAGGACCUUCUGGAGAAGAGCUUUUCUCUGGUGAAGAUGCCAUCUCUGCAGCCAGUGGUGAUGUGCGUCAUGAAACACUUGCCCAAGGUUCCUGAGAAGAAACUGAAGCUGGUGAUGGCCGACAAGGAGCUGUACCGGGCCUGCGCCGUGGAGGUGAAGCGGCAGAUCUGGCAGGACAACCAGGCGCUCUUUGGCGACGAGGUCUCCCCGCUGCUGAAACAGUACAUCGUGGAAAAGGAGAGCGCGCUCUUCAGCACGGAGCUCUCCGUCCUGCACAACUUCUUCAGCCCUUCCCCCAAGACCAGACGCCAGGGCGAGGUGGUGCAGAGGCUGACCCGGAUGGUGGGCCGCAACGUGAAGCUGUACGACAUGGUCCUGCAGUUCCUGCGCACGCUCUUCCUGCGCACCCGCAAUGUGCACUACUGCACGCUGCGCGCCGAGCUGCUCAUGUCCCUGCAUGACCUGGACGUCGGCGACAUCUGCUCCGUGGACCCCUGCCACAAGUUCACAUGGUGCCUGGACGCUUGCAUCCGAGAGCGCUUCGUGGACAGCAAGAGGGCCCGGGAGCUGCAGGGCUUCCUUGACGGAGUGAAGAAGGGGCAGGAGCAGGUCCUGGGGGACCUGUCCAUGAUCCUGUGUGAUCCCUUCGCCAUCAACACCUUGUCGCUGAGCACGGUCAGGCACCUGCAGGAGCUGGUGGGCCAGGAGCUGCUGCCCAGGGACAGCCCGGAUCUCCUCCUGCUGCUCCGGCUGCUGGCGCUGGGCCAGGGGGCAUGGGACAUGAUCGACAGCCAGGUCUUCAAGGAACCCAAGAUGGAGGUGGAGCUGGUCACCAGGUUCCUGCCCACGCUCAUGUCCUUUGUGGUGGACGACCACGCCUUCAACGUGGAUCAGAAGCUCCCGGCCGAGGAGAAGGCCCCGGUCUCGUACCCGAGCGCGCUGCCAGAGACUUUCACCAAGUUCCUGCAGGAGCAGCGCGUGGCCUGCGAGGUGGGGCUGUACUACGUGCUGCACAUCACCAAGCAGAGGAACAAGAACGCGCUCCUGCGCCUGCUCCCGGGUCUCGUGGAGACCUUCAGCGAUCUGGCGUUCGGGGACAUCUUCCUGCACCUGCUCACGGGCAACCUGGCGCUGUUGGCAGACGAGUUUGCCCUGGAGGACUUCUGCAGCAGCCUCUUCGACGGCUUUCUCCUCACCGCCUCCCCGAGGAAGGAGAAUGUGCAGCGGCACGUGCUGCGGCUCCUCCUCCACCUGCACCACCGGGUGGCCCCAUCCAAGCUGGAGGCCCUGCAGAAGGCGCUGGAGCCCACGGGCCAGAGUGGAGAGGCGGUGAAGGAGCUGUAUUCCCAGCUUGGUGAGAAGCUGGAGCAGCUGGACCGGAGGAAGCCCAGCCCGGCCCAGGCCACAGAGACCCCAGCCCUGGAGCUGCCCCUCCCCAGCGUGCCCGCCCCAGCUGUACUCUGAGGCUCCGCCUGGGGCUGCUCAGGGGUGGGCAGGGCCCCCGGUGGGGUCGUGGCCCUGGUUAGCCAGGGGAAGAGGCGUCUCUCCUGGAGGUGGACUGGCUGUUCUGGGACUGGGGGUGGGCUGAGCGGAGACCCCGGGGACCGUCCUGUGGGCAGGGCACCCGUGCUCUGCACCUCAGCCUCCCCUGGAACUUGGUCCUGGGAGGUGUGUGCCUCCUGUGUGAACGGGACCCGGCCGGCUCCCUGGAGCACAGGCCUGCUGCAGGCCUGCUGCCCCCCGCCUGGCCCCUCGCACUCCCACGCUGUGGAAAGCUGCUUGCUUGUUCCUCCUCGCGUGUGGGUUUCCACUGCUGUCAGGCAGACAGGCAGUAGUUGGCAUUAGGAAAAGGACACCCGUUUUCCAAGGGGUGGGGGGUGGGGGGUGGGGCAGGGUCCAAGGCCUGAGGGGAAGAGGGCGGGCCGGCAGGGUUGGCGCCUGAUUGGCAGAACCGCGGAGUUUGCUGGGGGCGGGGGUCUGCAGGUGGAGCCCAGCUCUCCAAGGAGCUCCUCCCCUGUUGACAGUCCCGAGUAGCACAUGGGGGAGGAAAGCCCAGGGUCCCCUGCUGCCUCGAUUUACCCUCCGAGCAGCGUCCUCGGCCAGGGGAGGGUCUGCUGCUGCUCAUAGUGAGACUUUCACUUUUGUAAAUAAAAGGCGUUUUGGUAAA
Molecule: messenger RNA, 2754 nt
Organism: Lagenorhynchus albirostris (white-beaked dolphin)
Lineage: Eukaryota; Metazoa; Chordata; Mammalia; Artiodactyla; Delphinidae
Gene: NELFB
Product: negative elongation factor complex member B
Exons: 13
Coding region: 309-2051 (580 amino acids)
Biological process (GO): negative regulation of transcription elongation by RNA polymerase II
Cellular component (GO): nucleus; NELF complex
Source: RefSeq, a predicted model, not a curated record